AUGGCUGCGAUGGCAGACAGCACAGGCGAGGAACCAGUGUCUUUCCUCUCACUCGAAGCUUCCCUUUCGACCAGUGGAAUUCUCCGACCUAGACCUCCUCAGAUGUCUUCUACCCUGGAACCUUCGCCAUUCCGACAACAACCAAAAGUCCUUAGCGACUCCGCGUUGCCGGUUCGUUCUCUGUUCCACGAGUACAAAACUCCGCUGUUCCACUGCCCCAGCGCCCUCGCGAGAUCAACGCAGCAUGGGGCAUCACCCAGGAAUUUCACCACCUCGAGUGGGCUGGCGCAGCACGUUGAGAGUGGAGCUUGCGGUGAAGGAUCGGCUACUCUGAAGAAGGCGAUGGAAUUUGUACAAGAGCAUUUGGAUAAGAUGGGCCUUGGGACCAUUCGCCUGCUGGAAUGA
Messenger RNA from Letharia columbiana, 405 nucleotides. RefSeq lists its product as uncharacterized. The coding region runs from base 1 to 405 and encodes 134 amino acids. The transcript has a single exon. NCBI's taxonomy places the organism in Eukaryota, Fungi, Ascomycota, Lecanoromycetes, Lecanorales, Parmeliaceae. The record is from RefSeq and is a predicted model, not a curated record.